This is a messenger RNA of Psylliodes chrysocephalus, 1294 nucleotides long. Lineage: Eukaryota; Metazoa; Arthropoda; Insecta; Coleoptera; Chrysomelidae. The record is from the annotation of a GenBank genome assembly.
CUUUCUUUUGGAACAUCUUUUAAAUACGAUGAAUAACUGUUCUUUUAGCUAUACUAGUUAAAAAAGCAAUUUUUUCAAUGGUUUCCUGGUAUUAUGUUAUGAUGAAGGUGAAAAUACUUUAUAUCUUCAAAACUUAAAUAAUUCAAACAAUUAAUUUAUUGGAGUUGUAAAACAUAUCACCUAUCUGUCUACCUAAGACAAAUUUUAUAUAUCCUACUUACGCAACUAUUUAUGUGUACUUUUAAUAUUUGUUAAUGUUUUAAAUUGCGGUGCGGUACAAGAUAUUGGAAUCAUAAAUGUUUAUAAGUAGUUCCCCAAUUUAUUCAUUUCAGAUACAGUUGCUGCUCGUUUGGUAAACCGUCUGUUUCUAUAAAUAAGUAUACUUAUCAUCGACCUUUAAUUGACUCUUUAAUGGCACAAAACUAUUAACGUAAAAACAACAGGGAUUUACUUGCUUUUAUAUCUAUAUAAAGCAAACGCUUGUUGAAUUCUAAUAUCAGUGGCUCAUAUAUAUUUAUAAGUCGAACUGACUUUAAUACCUCAAUAUAGUUUUGUAGAAUGACUACCAAACUCACUGUGAUAAUUUUAAUUGUUUUUGUUGGAAUUUAUGAAGAAACACAAGCUGCAUGUCCUACGAUAAUAAGCAGGCAAGCAUGGGGAGCAAAAGCAGCUAAAUCCAAACAAAAUUUUGCCCAAAAUCCUCCACCGUAUGUAGUCAUCCAUCAUUCCGAAACGCCUUCCUGCACUACAAGUGACAGCUGUACACGACGUGUCAAAAAUAUUCAAGAUUUUCACAUUAACAGUAGAGGAUGGAGUGAUAUUGGAUACAAUUUUUUGAUUGGGGGCGAUGGUAAUGUUUACGAAGGUAGAGGUUGGGGUAUCCGAGGUGCCCAUGUACCGAAAUAUAAUAGUAGAAGCAUAGGAAUCUGCAUGAUCGGGAAUUUUCAAAGUAGUACCCCUCCGUCCAACCAAAUGGAGGCUUUAAAGAAUUUGAUUAGUUGCGGCACAGACAGUAAUAAGAUAGCUUCAGAUUAUCAUCUUAUUGGUCAUCGACAAGGAAAAGACACUGAUUGUCCUGGAGAUGCGUUAUACAACUUAGUCAAAACAAUGCCGCAUUGGGAUCGUAAUCCUAACUAAUUAUAAUAAAUGAUCAAAAUAAAAUGUCUUUUAAUGUUCAAUAAACACUAUUAUGCAGAAGUUCUUGAAAUGCAAACGGCUUAAUAAUGAAUUACAGAAUGAAUUUUUCGCCAUUUUUCAAAUUUAAACGUAUUUUAAGGUCUGUUUCAUCAAACUG